AGCGGAGGCCGGCUCGCUCCGCGCUCCCUUUGCGGGCCGCGGAGAACCGGGCUGGCGCUGGUGUGCGGCGCCCAGCGGCGGAGCGCGCCCGGGGCAGCCGCGCUUUUCCCGAAAAUAGACCUUGUGUGUAGUCAACUACGUUGGUGUCUAAGGCAACCAAAUCUUCAGUGGAAGGCUUUGAAUGAAGAUUCAAGAAGCCACUUUAGUUGAUUCAAAAUGGGAACGACUAGUGAUGAGAUGGUGUCUGUGGAACAGACUUCCUCCUCCUCUUCCUCCUUCAAUCCUCUGUGUUUUGAAUGUGGGCAGCAACACUGGACAAAAGAAAACCACUUAUACAAUUAUCAGAAUGAAGUGGAUGAUGACCUGGUCUGCCAUAUUUGCCUUCAGCCUCUGCUGCAGCCACUUGAUACCCCCUGCGGACACACGUUCUGCUCCAAGUGCCUCCGAAACUUCUUACAAGAGAAAGAUUUUUGUCCGCUAGACCGGAAGAGACUUCACUUUAAGUUGUGUAAGAAGUCUAGUAUUCUAGUUCAUAAACUCCUGGACAAAUUAUUAGUAUUAUGUCCAUUUUCUUCUGUGUGCCAAGAUGUCAUGCAACGCUGUGAUCUGGAAGCCCAUCUUAAAAACAGAUGUCCUGGAGCUUCUCAUAGGAGAGUUGCCCUAGAGAAAAGGAAAACUAGUAAAACUCACACAGAGCUUGAGACUGAAAAUGGACCUGCACUAAUAGAUAUUCCAAGUACUUUAGCACCCGAAACAGACUGUUUGGGGCCAGGCAGAGUGCCUGCUGAAGGGACCUUGACCUCGGCCUCUCUUCCCUCCUGGACCGAGGAACCUGGCCUAGACAACCCAGCCUUCGAGGAGACUGCUGCAGCCGACUCCACACAACAGCCACUUAGUUUACCAGAAGGUGAAAUCACCACAAUUGAAAUUCACCGGUCUAAUCCUUAUAUUCAGUUAGGAAUCAGCAUUGUGGGUGGCAAUGAAACGCCACUGAUUAACAUUGUUAUUCAGGAAGUCUAUCGGGAUGGAAUAAUCGCCAGAGAUGGAAGACUCCUUGCUGGAGACCAGAUUCUUCAGGUCAACAACUAUAAUAUCAGCAAUGUGUCUCAUAACUAUGCCAGAGCUGUGCUUUCUCAGCCCUGCAGCACACUGCAUCUCACGGUGCUUCGAGAGAGACGCUUUGGCAACCGGGCUUACAACCAUCCUGAUAGUAACUCUCCACGAGAAGACAUCUUCCAUGUGGUUCUCCAUAAACGAGACUCUGGUGAACAGCUGGGCAUCAAACUUGUACGAAGGACAGACGAGCCGGGUGUCUUUAUUCUUGACCUGUUGGAAGGGGGGCUGGCAGCCCAGGAUGGGCGGCUCAGCAGCAAUGACCGGGUGCUUGCUAUCAAUGGGCAUGACUUGAAGCAUGGCACCCCGGAGCUUGCAGCCCAGAUAAUUCAGGCUAGUGGAGAAAGAGUAAAUUUAACAAUUGCUCGACCAGGGAAAUCCCAAGCUGGUAAUAGUAACCGAGAAGCAGGAACUCCAAGCAGUAGCCAACACCACACUCAGCCUCUAUAUCCCAGCAGACCCAGCUCACAUAAAGAUCUUACCCAGUGUGUAACAUGUCAAGAAAAACACAUAACUGUCAAGAAGGAACCACACGAAUCCCUGGGUAUGACUGUCGCUGGUGGCAGAGGAAGUAAGAGUGGCGAGCUGCCCAUCUUUGUGACGAGUGUCCCGCCUCAUGGCUGCCUUGCGCGUGACGGCAGAAUCAAGAGAGGUGAUGUGUUACUGAAUAUCAAUGGCAUUGACCUGACCAACCUGAGCCACAGUGAAGCCGUAGCUAUGCUGAAAGCCAGUGCUGCAUCCCCCUCUGUUGCCCUGAAAGCGCUGGAGGUCCAGAUUGUGGAGGAGGUGACCCAGGCCACAGAAGAGCAGCCAAGUGCUCUGAGCGAGAACGAGUAUGAUGCCAGCUGGUCCCCAUCGUGGGUCAUGUGGCUGGGCCUCCCAAGUGCCCUGCAUAGCUGCCAUGAUAUAGUUUUACGAAGAAGCUACUUGGGAAGUUGGGGCUUUAGUAUUGUUGGUGGCUAUGAAGAGAACCACACCAAUCAGCCUUUCUUCAUUAAAACCAUUGUCUUGGGAACUCCUGCUUAUUAUGAUGGACGAUUAAAGUGUGGUGACAUGAUCGUGGCUGUGAACGGCCUAUCCACCGUGGGUAUGAGCCAUUCUGCGUUGGUUCCUAUGUUGAAGGAGCAGAGGAACAAAGUCACUCUCACUGUCAUUUGCUGGCCAGGCAGCCUUGUGUAGUUUUUAAAGAUUGACUUUGGGUCAAAUAUCUUCCCUUUUGAGGGUUUUGGAAUGAAAACCCUAUAGUUGAUUGUGUUUCCGGUUGUCAGGAGCUACUCACAGAGCUGGGCAAGUACUAACACCACAGGACCAAAACCCACUGAGAUUGUCCUUCUCUUUUUAUUUCAAUGAUUUUCCUCAAGUUAGCCACAUUUCUUUCAACUUGAAGCAGUUCAGCUUGAAUCUCCCACUAACUCUUGCGAGUUCAUCCUCUCGGAAUUGGAUGCCCAGCUGUCCGAGUGGACCUGCGAUCAUGAGUGGACCUUUACCACCAGUGACCAGCAGUAGCAGCAGCUGAUUAGCAGACUCCUGGUGGCUCUUUGUUUGCAGUGACUGGGUCAUCAAUUGAGUCAAACAUGGGUCAAGAUUGGUGUCUGUGAAGCCAGUAGCAAGAGCGUUGGUUGCUGUGGUGGCACCCAGGGCUGUGCAUGAAUACAUUUAAAAUUUGGAUGAUGACCCUUUGCUCACUUUUUAUUGGUGCCAACAUUUCAAAACUUCAUAUUGUUUAUAAGUUUUCGGGGGGUUCUUUGCCCCCUCUGGCUUAUUUCUAUUUUAAUCUCUCAAUACUCAUGGAUGAUGAGAAAUAAGUCUGCCAUCACUAAAGAGAUUUUAAAAAAUAAUGUACCAUUAUUAGAAUAGUAGAGAAUAAAAGAUAAUGUCAUCCAGUGACAAAGGAAUUUGGGAAGUAAUUAUAGUUUAGUGCUAGAGAUGGUAAAAGCUGCAUUUACUUGAACAGUCCAAAAGCUUUAAAGAUUCAUUUCCAAAGGAAUGCUUUAUUAUAGGAAGAGUUUUGAAGCAGUUUUUGCUAAAAAUGAUUUUCUAGAGUCUGUACUAUACUUAUCAGCAGUGUUGGCUGGAAAUGUUCUUGUGAUUUAUGCAAUUAAACUAGACGAUAAAGCUAAAACCAUAUUGCUAUUAUAUAUACACUCAAUCUCACAGCUUAGUAGGCAGUUAGACCUUUUGUUUUAUUCUGAGCAAGAUUUAUGAGUGUCCUAGAAACUUACUAAUUCCUGUUCUUAUAAACUUAGUUAUAUCAAGAGAAAGACUAUGGAGCUGGAGCAGUAGUCCAUCAGGUAGGGCUUAUUUGUGCCUUGCACGCAGCUGACCCGAGUUCGAUCCCCAUUACCCCAUGUUGUUCCCUGAGCCCCACCAGGAGUGAUCCCUGAGUGCAGAGCCAGGAGCAGCUCUGACCACCACUGGAAGUGAUACCAAAACAUGGAAAAAAUGGAAAAGUUCUGAUUUUUUAAAUCUGAAAUAAUAAGUUUAAGGCGUUCGUAUCAUUCAUUUAGUUCUUGGUCACUGGAUGGUUUUCAUUAUUUUUUUUUAAAUGUGAUUGACAACUCUGACCAACCCUUUUUGUUUCUUGUUUAUUCAACAUAGUUGUCCUUUGCAAGAGCAUAUUAAGAAGUGAAUAUGAGAAAAAUAUCUAUCUUAUUGAUAUUAUGCAUACUUGAAAAAAUGUUUCAUUUAGAAACCUAGUUCAGUAUCUGAGCUAAUUUACAAGUGACCUCUGUAAUAACUGGUAUCGAUUGUCAGAGAAUGUAUUUCAGAAUACAGCAGUACAUUAAGAAGCAUGACCACUUUAUUUUCAAACUUAGCAAUUGCAUUUCUGGGAGUUAUUAUAUUUAUAGCAUGUCACUGAAUAUUCCAUUGCUUUUAUAAUGAUUUUUAAAACAUAUCUCUUUUGAAUAAAUAAAUAGUGGCAGUAAUUGCUACUGAUUUGUCCAACCUGUUAGUUGCACUGUAUUUUUAUCAUAUAACCAAGAUACAGUGGAAUGCCCCAUACAGUAUAUUACUGUUAUGUGAUGAUUAACUUUUGAAGCAAUUUGAUACUGAAAUGCUUUGAUAUUCGAAUUGACAUGGAACAAGUUGUUUUCCUGCUCCUCAAAUAGAAUUUUGUAAUCUACUUUGCUAUUUUUUUAAAGUUUGUAAGAAUGCAUCAUUUUUUGGGGAGUGGUCAUCCAUCAGCAAAUAUCCUGAGACUUUGUUUUAUAUAUAUAUAUAUAUGUAUGAAUAGAUAUGUGUAUAUAUAUACACACAUACAUAUAUAUGUAAUACUUACAUUGACUCUAGUGGAAUAAUGCGUAUUUUGAAAGAAGAAAUUUUUCAAUAUUUUUUAUUAUAGAAAUCUCAAAAUCAGCUGAAGCUGGUUUUUAUUACAAAAAGCUAAAGCUUUUGGUCAGAAUGAUAUUUGGUGAUGGAAACUUGUUCAUAAUUUGCUGUUACCGUUGAAUAGUUGAAUUUUCUCAUUUUAAGCUUAAAUAGUUAAAUAUUUUGAUUUGUUCUGUGCCUUCACUUUAAAUUAUUUCUGGAGUUCUCAGAUAUGUUCAAAUAAUGGUGUGAUAAUCGUUCAAGAUGGAAAUAAAAGUCCUCUUUCCAUAA
Molecule: messenger RNA, 4713 nt
Organism: Sorex fumeus (smoky shrew)
Lineage: Eukaryota; Metazoa; Chordata; Mammalia; Eulipotyphla; Soricidae
Gene: LNX2
Product: ligand of numb-protein X 2
Exons: 10
Coding region: 217-2292 (691 amino acids)
Molecular function (GO): ubiquitin-protein transferase activity; protein binding
Source: RefSeq, a predicted model, not a curated record